This is a messenger RNA of Girardinichthys multiradiatus, 4391 nucleotides long. It is a transcript of the gene rbm26, whose product is annotated as RNA binding motif protein 26. The record is from RefSeq and is a predicted model, not a curated record. Gene Ontology annotation, molecular function: metal ion binding; RNA binding. Gene Ontology annotation, biological process: mRNA processing. The transcript has 23 exons. Gene Ontology annotation, cellular component: nucleus. Lineage: Eukaryota; Metazoa; Chordata; Actinopteri; Cyprinodontiformes; Goodeidae. Bases 320 to 3349 code for a protein of 1009 amino acids.
UGAACGUGAAUACGAGCGGAAGUAAAUACUCGAACACGAAAUAGUACCUAAACGUGGAUGCCACUUUAUUUUAACAGAUUAAAAAGCAGCCACAAAUUACGACGUGGAUUGGUUAAACGUUAAAAAUAAUAAACUCUAUAUUUCUUUGCAUUUUAACAGUAAGUUCGUUGGUCCAGAAAUUGUUUUCUGUUGCGCGUUCAGGGCCUGGAAAGACACAUGCUAAGACAACUAGCCUAUCGGACGUUAUCGCGAUAAGUAACCUCGAUUCAGCAAGCCUCAACUCGGGCCGUGGUGGAGGGAAAGUUCAGGUGGAUUGAAGAUGAUAAUUGAUAACAUCGAUGCUUUGAAAACAUGGCUGUCUGAAACCCUGGAGCCCAUUUGUGAUGCUGACCCUUCUGCUCUCGCAAAAUAUGUUGUUGCUUUGGUGAAGAAGGACAAAAGUGAAAAGGAACUCAAAGCCUUGUGUAUUGACCAGUUGGAUGUUUUUCUGCAAAAAGAGACCCAGCUGUUUGUGGAUAAGCUCUUCGAAGCCAUCAACCACAAGAGCUACCUCCCAUUGCUGGAGCAACCGCAGGCCAAAGUUGAGAAGGAAGAGCAGAAGAAAGAGGAGGUACAAGCAAAUCGUGAAGAAGAAAAAGAAAAGAAGUUUCCUCGGCGAGUGAAUCAUAGCCCUCUUCAGUCAAGCUCUCGCUACAGUAGAGAUGGCAGGCGAGGCGAUGACCGUAAGAGAGAUGAUCGCUCCAGGAAGAGAGAUUAUGACCGCAUGCCACCAAGGAGGGACUCUUACCGUGACCGCUACAACCGCAGAAGAGGCCGCAGUUACAGUCCGAGCCGAAGUCGCAGUCGAAGUUGGAGCAAAGAGUGCAUCCGAGACCGUGACAGAGAGAGGGACAGAGAGCGGGACAGAGACAGAGAUCGAGACCGCAGUAGGAGCCGGUCUCUAAGCAGAACUCGGUCCCGGAGCAGGAGUCGAGACAGAGAUUCAGGGAAGCUCAAGCAUGACCAUGACCGAGCUGACAGGUCAGAGACCGGUGACGUCUUCACCCCAGCAGUGCUCGUUUCUACUGCAACACCUUCCCACUUCCCCAAUCCAACGGUGAGCAGCACCAUUACAGUCAUCGCCCCGACUCAUCACCAUAGCACCACCAAUGAGAGCUGGUCAGACUUUCAUCCCGAUCCCCCUGUGGAUCGUGGCCCUUUUAAUCGUGGACCACCACCUCAACAGAGAAAGAGAUGCCGCGACUAUGACGAAAAGGGCUUCUGCAUGCGAGGGGACAUGUGCCCUUUUGAUCAUGGGAGUGAUCCAGUUGUUGUGGAGGAUGUCAAUCUGCCUAGUAUAUUACCCUUCCAGCCUCCACCAAUCCCAGGCGUGGACCAACCACCACCGCCAGGCCUUCCACCUCCACCACCACUAUUGAAUCCCCCACCUGUAAACCUUCGACCCCCUGUGCCCCCACCAGGCACCCUUCCACCCAGUCUUCCACCUGUUGCAGGUCCCCCUCCACCACUUCCUCCAUUACAACCUGCAGUCAUGGAUGCUCCUCCCAUUUCCAUCACCAGUUCUGUUCCCACCAUCGUCACCUCUGGGAUGCGUUCAUCCCUCCUUCAAGCCUCAGCGCCACUUUUUACCUCUGAUCGUUAUGACACGGACGUGUACAAUCCUGAAGCUCCCAGUAUCACCAAUAUAUCCAGGCCGAUAUACCGCCACCGGGUCAAUGCCCAAAGACCCAACCUGAUUGGCCUCACAAUGGGGGAGGUGGACCAGCCGUUGAGAGACAAGAUUCCCAACAACAGUAUGAGAAUUGUAAUGGAAUCUGACUCGAGGAAGAGACCCGCUGCGUCUCACGACGGAGGCCUGUCAUGCAAGAAACCUUGGAUCAACAAACCCAGCUUCAACAAACCGAACCACCAGGACUACCACAGUAGACCUCCGUUCUCUCUAAAUGCCAAGCUGCUUGUUCGGCAAAUUCCUCCCGAGCUCAACAACAUCAGCAAGCUCAACGAGCAUUUCAGCAAGUUUGGCACCAUUGUCAACCUGCAGGUGGCCUAUCAAAAUGACCCAGAGGGAGCUCUGAUACAGUUUACCUCCCCUGAAGAGGCCAAACGAGCUAUGCAAAGCACAGAAGCUGUUCUCAACAACCGCUUCAUCAAGGUCCACUGGUUUCGUGAUAACAUGGGUGACGGAUCGGGUCAGUCUCGGUCGCAGCAGCUUCAUCCACAGCCACAAUCAGCCAUGUUGCAGCCAUCAGUCGCACCUCUCAAGCAGUCUGUGAAGGAUCGGCUCGGGCCUCUAAUGCCUGCAAACUCAGAGCCCACUCAAGAUUCCAGCGUAGCCUCUCAGAAUACCUCUAAAGUCUCGGUUAAAGAUCGUUUAGGUUUCUCUCCAAAACCUGCUGCUGUUGAAAAAGUGUUUUCAACAUCGACCGGGAUCACAAAGACGGUAUACAACCCCGCUGCUCUGAAGUCUGUCCAGAGGGCCUCGGAGGAAGCUCUGAAGAAGAAGCAGGAGGCCCUAAAACUACAGCAGGAUGUGAGGAAGAAGAAGCAGGAGAUAUUGGAGAAGCACAUUGAGACACAGAAGCUCUUGAUUUGUAAACUUGAGAAGAACAAAGCAAUGAAGGCAGAAGAUAAAGCCAAGAUUAUGGAAACUUUGGGCACGUUAACUAAAAGCAUCACUAAACUGCAAGAAGAGAUAAAGGGACUCUCCAGCUGCAGCAACCUUCUACGGACUGCCAAGAGCAAAGCUCAGGCACAGAAGGAACUGCUGGAUGCAGAGCUAGAUCUGUAUCAGAAGACUCAGGCUGGAGAGGACACCGCUUUGUUGAGGAUCAAGUACACUCAGCUUCAAAUUGAGGCGGCUAAAAGGGGAAUUCUUUCACCGGGACGAGGCCGGGGCGUCCACUCCCGAGGACGCGGCGCUGUCAGGACACGGGGAAGGGGAUCCAGAGGUCGUGGAAGGGGUGUUCCACUGCAUGCAGUUGUGGACCAUCGACCUCGAGCGCUGGACAUUUCUAGUUUUACUGAUGCAGACCGUGUGGACUUACUUCCACACUUUGCUCAAUUUGGAGAGAUUGAGGAUUGCCAGAUUGAUGAAAACAAACUUUCUGCAGUCAUCACCUACAAGACAAGAGCGGAGGCCGAGCAGGCAGGUCUUCACGGAGUGAGAUUUAACAACCAGACUUUACGCCUGGCCUGGCAUAAGCCUGCCACAACCCUCAGUACAGUAGAUGCUGAAGAAAAGGAACCAGUGGAAGAUGAGUACCCAGAGGAGUCGCUGAGUGACGAUGCAUUACUGCAAGAUGACGAUGAAGAGGAAGACGACAAUGAGCCUCGUCCCUGGCGCAGAUGAAGCUUCCUCAGAUGCUCCAUUGUGGUUUCACCGGUGUGGACGAAGAGCAACAAUCCAGCAUCUUUCAGUGCUUGUUCAGAAAUUAAAAAGGCACAUUUUACUUUGGCUAGACCGUUUCCCCCUAACACAUAGCUGACUAGCUGACUUUGUGCAGUAUGAUUUUAAAAUGUAAACCAGAUAAAACAGUGCUGAUUUUUAUUUUUUUUUAAGGCUCUUACUGUAGAUUAUUUUUUGGGUUCUCAAAAUGCAUUGUUAAAUCUGGCCACUCAGAGACAAUAGUUGAGUGCUCAAUUAAAACAAACGUGUUGUGAUUUAACUCUAACAAAUAGUAGCUUUUUUUUUGCUGAACAGUAUUGAGUUGCUUCUGUGUAAAUAUUUUAUGUCCUGGUUUGUAAUUUGUAUGAAAGCUUGUCUGCUCCUUUCUUGGCUUUACUUUGGAUUGUACAAAAAAAAAAUAAAGAAAUUGAAAUGGUCUGAAAACAACCUGCCAGAAACAAACAAAAAAAAAAAAAACACAAAAAAGAAGAGAAGCUGGCAGUGUAAAGAAAGUAUGCUCCACAAAAAAGAGCAGAAAAAAUACCAAAGACCAUUUCAAAAAAACAAAAAAAACCUUCCUCUUCACCUUAAGAGCAAACUUCCUAAAAUGAUUCCUUCAAUGGGAAACUUAACACCUUUGGACUGGUAAGGUAAUCAAGUUGUCCUUUCAUGCAAAGGUAAGAACAUAUUAAUAAAAUGGUUCCUAUAUGUGUUCUAUAUGCACUAAUUAAGGUAUUUUUUCCUUUUUUCAGAGUCCUCAGGGUUUCCAGCCAUAGAGCUCUGGUCCAAAGGCUUCAGCUUGUUUCAUAUUUAGUCUUGUAUAUAGUGUGUCUCAAUCUGUUUUAUUGUAAAAUCUGUAAUGGAAAUAACAUUUUUGGUAAGAAAUGUAAAAUGUUUACUGUGUGGUAAGUUGCCUACAGGGUUUGAUGGAACCAUUGUUACAUACUGCACAGUUCUAUUAUAGAAGUUUGUCGAGAUAAGCAUCUAUAAAAGGUGGUGAACUGGG